Molecule: messenger RNA, 501 nt
Organism: Phaeodactylum tricornutum CCAP 1055/1
Lineage: Eukaryota; Bacillariophyta; Bacillariophyceae; Surirellales; Neidiaceae
Exons: 2
Coding region: 30-356 (108 amino acids)
Source: RefSeq, a predicted model, not a curated record
CUGCUCCUCAGAGUCAACACGUAAAAGCCAUGUUGUCUAAUUCUAUCCGCAUCUCCUCUCUUCGCACCGCCUCUUGUGCUUACAAGGCUAUUACAUCUCGGUCAUUUGGAAUCGGUGAUACUUUUGGCAAAAAGGAAAAAGUCGAAGAAGAUCGUUUUAUGCGGGAGCAGGAGAAGAAGUUUUUUGAACAGAAAAAGGCCGAAAUGGACGAAAAGAUGCAUGCGACGGAAUUGGCCGCUUUUGAAGCUUCGGUGGCACCGGCAAUGGCGGAGGCUGAGAAUGCUCUGAGCAAGACGGGAGAUAAAAUUAGUGUUGCAGGAUUAGAGGCAAUCGCCAAGUGGAAGCUUGGGUUGUAGGUUUCUCGCUUUGACUUAGGGCGGGCUGUUGGUUCUUGCGAGUGUACCUCUAAUGAGCAUCAUUAUUCAAAACCUUGCCCCACGAGUGAAACUAAGACCAAGAACUAGUCGAUAAAUACUAUAGAUUACGCUCUUGUACUAAUCU